This is a messenger RNA of Cavenderia fasciculata, 1323 nucleotides long. RefSeq names its product glycoside hydrolase family 25 protein. Gene Ontology annotation, molecular function: lysozyme activity. The coding region runs from base 1 to 1323 and encodes 440 amino acids. The transcript is spliced from 3 exons. Gene Ontology annotation, biological process: cell wall macromolecule catabolic process; cell-cell adhesion; peptidoglycan catabolic process. NCBI's taxonomy places the organism in Eukaryota, Evosea, Eumycetozoa, Acytosteliales, Cavenderiaceae. The record is from RefSeq and is a predicted model, not a curated record.
AUGUUCAAAGUUAUUAUCUUUGCUCUAGUUGUAGCACUUUCCAUUUCAUCGGUUGUCAACGCAGGCAAAGCUAUCGAUGUUGAUGCCGAUACAUCUGGCUCCAUCUCAUCAUCACAAUACAGUUGUUUAGCUCAACAAAAUCAAAAGAUUAUCAUCCAAGCUUGGUCUGGUGGUUAUGGUUUAAAUAACAAUUUGGCUUCUGCUUACAAGAGUGCCACUGCUGCUGGUUUAUCAGUCGAUAUUUAUGCCUUUUUAUGUAAUCAAUGUGGUGGCAAUAAUCCAGUAUCUGGUGCUAUCAAGUCAUUGGUAUCUUAUUGUCAAUCUAAUGGUGUCAGUUUUGGUACACUUUGGAUUGAUGUCGAACAAUGUCAAGGAUGUUGGGGAAGUGUUUCAGCCAACGCUCAAUUUGUUGUUCAAGCUGUUCAAGCUGCUGCUUCUUUGGGUGUUCGUGUCGGUGUUUACUCCUCACUCGGUGAAUGGAGUCAAACCGUCGGUACAUUGGAUCAAUUGUCAGCCUACCCACAAUGGUAUGCUCACUAUGACAACAACCCUUCUUUCAGCGACACCCAAUUCUACUCUUAUGGUGGUUGGUCAAACCCACAAAUGAAGCAAUACGCCGGUAACACCAACCAAUGUGGUGUCUCUGUUGAUUUGGAUUAUUUCGGUGCCUCUACUACUACCGGUACCACUGAUUCUACCUCUGCCACUACAUCUGGCUCAACCUCUGCUACCUCUGGUACCUCUGGAUCAACCUCUGGCACAUCUGCCUCUGGUUCAACCUCUGCUACCUCUGGUUCUACCACCAACUCUGGAUCGACCUCUGCCACUGGCUCUGGUUCAACCACCAACUCUGGCUCUACCUCUGCCACUGGAUCUGGUUCAACCACCAACUCUGGUUCAACCUCUGCCACCUCUGCCACCUCGGCCUCUGGCUCAACCUCGGCCUCUGGCUCAACCUCUGCCUCUGGCUCAACCUCAGCCUCUGGUUCAACCUCUGCCACCUCUGCCACCUCUUCCACCUCUGCCACUGGCUCUGGAUCUGGAUCUUCAAGCACCAACUCAACCUCAUCUGGUUCAGGCACAGGCUCAACUUCAUCUGGCGACUCUGGUUCCGGUCGUCCAUCCACCUCUGGUUCUGGAUCAGGUACCUCUGGAUCUGGCUCUGGAUCAGGUUCUGGUACCUCUGGUGACUCUGGUUCCGGUCGUCCAUCCACCACCUCUGGUUCUGGUUCAACCUCAUCUGGCUCAGGUUCAGGUUCAGGUUCAGGUUCUUCAUCCGGAGACUCUGGUUCUGGUCGUCCAUCCCAAGCACCAGGAUUCUAA